AUGACCAAGACGGUGAUGAUGAUGAUGGCCCAACUAACGACGGCGACGGAGCAGAUCGACUUGACGGCGGAAGACAGUCGCUGUAUCUUAUUACUCGACUUUCGGAAGGCCUACGAUACUGUGGACCGAGAUUUCUUAUACGAGUCCAUGCGUCUAUUUGGUUUUACAGAAAGCUUUAUUGACCUCAUCUGUCGGAUCCACACGGGCACGACUGCAACUUUUGUCGUUAAUGGAGGUCAAUCCUCCGCGCUCCCGGUGCGUUCCGGAAUCCGGCAAGGCUGCCCGCUUGCGCCUCUCCUCUUUUUACUCGUAGUAGAGGUAUUAGGGCUCGCCCUCAAGCAAGACCCGUCACUCAAAGGAUUGCCAGUGCCUGGGACUGUCGACCGGACUCAUCUCUUUUCGGCGUUCGUCGAUGACUCAACGCUCUUUUUGGACACGGCAAAACAAAUCCUCCAUGCUCUCGGAAUUAUUCAAGCGUUUGGGAAUCUGUCAGGCCUUCAUGUGCAACCGGCAAAGAGCAAGCUUCUUUUUUUUUGA
This is a messenger RNA of Peronospora matthiolae, 537 nucleotides long. NCBI's taxonomy places the organism in Eukaryota, Oomycota, Peronosporomycetes, Peronosporales, Peronosporaceae. The record is from the annotation of a GenBank genome assembly.